Messenger RNA from Pseudoliparis swirei, 1915 nucleotides. RefSeq lists its product as uncharacterized. Gene Ontology annotation, molecular function: NAD+ poly-ADP-ribosyltransferase activity. Gene Ontology annotation, cellular component: cytoplasm. The record is from RefSeq and is a predicted model, not a curated record. The transcript has 3 exons. Lineage: Eukaryota; Metazoa; Chordata; Actinopteri; Perciformes; Liparidae. Bases 70 to 1404 code for a protein of 444 amino acids.
UAAAACUGACUAAGCUGACAGAAAGCGACUGCUCACUGACGACGUCCUUUAUCAGGGUCAUAAAUCAGGAUGUCGGUGCAGUUCUCUGGCUGGGAGGCGGUUGACGACGGUGCUUCGUUUCCUGGCGUGGAGCUGGAGGCGUCCCAGAAACCACAAAACCAGGGCGUCUACACCAUGUACCACGGCACCGAUAUCGCCAGUGCGAGGCUCAUCCUUGCCAACGGUUUUAAACUGUCGUCAGCGGGCAUGCUGGGAAAGGGCGUGUACGUCAGCCGCGAUAAGAAGAAGGCGGCUCAUUACCCGUUAAACAGUAACAACGCGGACCGCGUGAUCUUUGAGUUGUCUGUGCGCGUCGGCCGCGUCAAGCGCAUCAACCAGGACAACCAUCCCAUGCAGUACACCUGGCACACGCACGGCUACGACACGGCCUGGGUGCCGCCCAACUGCGGCCUCAAGGCGGUGCGCAGCGGCCUGGAGGAGGAUUGUGUGUUCGACCCCAAGAGAGUGAAGGUGGUGAGCAUCGCCAAGGCACCGAACCACAUCGUACAGAAAGAGCUUCAACAGCUUCUUUUGAAAAACAGAAAACCAGGAGGAGGGGGCGACGGCGCUGCACAGGUGUGCUCAGUGUGUAAGAGGAAGACCCAGCAGGGUGCUCCACACAUCCAGCAGCAGUGCUGGGAGUGCGGGCAAAACAUCUGCAUCCUCAUGGCCAAGCACGUCUGUCCGGCCAAACCGAGGCGCAGCGAGCUGGAUAUGUCGCUGCAGUUCCUCGGCUGGGAGGUGACCUACGACGACGACUCUCCUCGGGCGGAGCUGGGGUCGUCUCAGGAGCCCAAAGACAGCGGCCUCACCAUGUACCACGGGACCAGCGUCGCCAACGCGCGGCUCAUCGUUGCCGACGGCUUUCGGCAGUCGCCGGGUGGCAUGUUGGGAAAGGGCGUGUAUGUCACUCGUGAUAAGAAUAAAGCAGAGCGCUAUCCAUUGAAGUUGGACUCUUCGGACCGCGUGGUCUUGGAGUUGCGCGUGCGCGUCGGCCGCGUCAAGCGCAUCGACAAGGACAACCAUCCCAUGCAGUACACCUGGAGCACGCAGGGCUACGACACGGCCUGGGUGCCCCCCAACUGCGGCAUGGUGGCCGUGCCCAGUGGCCUAGAGGAGGACUGCGUGUUUGACCCUAAAAACGUGAAGGUCGUGGGCAUCGCGAAGGCGCCAGACGCCGUACUGAGCGAGCUUCAGCAGCUCGUAGCUCCAAGAGAUCCUGGAGGAGACGGCGACGCGGACGCGUGUUCGCUGUGCAGGAGGAGGACGCGGCAGGGCGCUCCACACGUCACACAGCCGUGUUGGGGCUGCGGGCAAAACAUCUGCACACUCAUGACCAAGCACGUCUGCCGUGUCGCCGUCUGAGAACGGAGUACCUGAAGCACGGCGGUGUUGAGAAACAGAUGGAGGGAGGAUCCACGCCUCGACGGCCUUCUAGAGGUGGGAGAGGACUUGAUUUAGAAGUAAAGCUCAAGUUGAUCAGAGUAUUCAGAGCUCAGGGUGUAAUCAUACUUUUGAAACUAUUAUCACGUUCAUCUCGUCCUUCUAUUACUUUAUUUUCCUUUUCACAAAUCAACUAUCAAUAAUUAACGAAUACAAUAGUUAGGCUACUAUGAGUAACUUUCUAUCUCGUGCUUUUACUUGCAAUGAUCUACUUUGUACUCCAUUCUUGUUGUGGACGAUCAAUAUGCGUUAUGAUGCAAUCAAACUGAAACAAUAUUGCUUUAUUGCUCAAGAUGCCUUUAUUUCAGCCUGAAUAUGGACAUUGGAUACUUUAUGUGAAUGAUUUUGAUUUUUUGAAUUCAUUUAAUUUCCUUUAACCUGUAUAAGGCAAACCCAAUAAUGAUCUAACCUUAAUAAACAUCAAGAUACGAGA